UGUUGGUUUCGUCGCUGCGGUUUUCCCUCCUCGUUGUCAGAGCUAGCUGGCUAUGCUGGUGUUGAGCUGAGGAAACUUUAAUCGCGGAACAGUUUCAACUUCAUUCUGUCACUUUUAGCGGCGACGCUGAUCCAGGGACUGCAUCGCCAAACCAAACGCAGGUGAAGCAGACUUAUGCGGACCUGCUAGCGGGGCAAGAUGUUCAACAAGUCGUUUGGAACUCCCUUCGGGGGAGGGACCGGGGGCUUUGGGACUUCAUCGACCUUCGGACAGCAAAACACUGGCUUUGGAACGACGGGUGGCUUCGGCACGUCGGCGUUUGGGGCGACCAGCAACACUGGAGGACUGUUUGGUGCCACACAGAAUAAACCUGGCGGCCUGUUUGGGUCCAGCACCUUCACCCAGCCCGUGACAUCCUCCACCAGUACGGGCUUCGGCUUCGGAGCGGCCAGCGGGACGUCCACCAGCCUGUUCGGCAGCACCAACACAGGCACCGGCGGAGGGCUCUUCUCCCAGCAGAACAGCGCCUUUGGAGCAAACAAACCCGCCUCUUUUGGCAGCUUUGGGACGAGCACCAGCAGUGGCGGGCUGUUUGGAUCCACCAACACCACCUCCAACCCUUUCGGCGGCACCUCAGGCUCGCUGUUCGGAGGCUCCGGCUUCUCGGCCACCCAGCAGCCAGGAACCACCCUCAAAUUCAACCCUCCGACAGGAAGUGACACAAUGGUGAAGGGGGGUGUGACCACGAGCAUCAACACCAAGCACCAGUGCAUCACAGCCAUGAAGGAAUACGAGAACAAGUCGCUGGAGGAGCUCAGGCUGGAGGACUACCAGGCCGGCAGGAAGGGCCCGUCCAACCCCAUGGCUGCGGGAACAGGCGGCCUGUUCGGGGCGGCCGCGGCCACGCCCAGCACCGCCACCGGCCUGUUCGGAGCCUCGGCCACCAACACCAACUUCUCCUUUGGACAGACCAAGACCAACUUCGGCACGAGCACGGGCGGGUUCGGGGCGGCCACAGGAAGUCUGUUCGGGACGCAGCCGCAGCAGCAGGGCAGCAGCCUGUUCAAGCCAUUCGGCCAGACGACCACCACGCAGAGCACCGGCUUCUCCUUCGGCAACACCAACACCAUGGGCCAGCCCAACACCAGCAGCAUGGGUUUGUUUGGGAACACGGCGGCGUCUCAGGCGGGCGGGUUGUUCGGCGCCACGGCUCAGACUAGCACAGCCACGGGCUUCGGGACAGGAAGUGGGCUGUUUGGUCAGACCAACACCGGGUUCGGCAACGUUGGCACACAGCAGAGCUUGUUCGGCAACAAGACGGCAGGUUUCGGCACCACCACCACCAGCGCCCCGUCGUUCGGCACCGGCACCGGGCUGUUUGGGAACAAGCCGGCGCUCACUCUGGGAACCGGAACCAACACGUCCACUUUUGGAUUUGGUGCGAACCCGGCCACUGGGAGCCUGUUUGGGAACAAGCCGGCCGGGGGAGGCCUGGGCACCGGGCUGGGCACGGGCUUCGGAGCAGCAGUGGGCACGGGUCAGACCACACUGUUUGGGAACACGCAGAACAAACUGGGCACCACACUGGGAACCAUCGGAACGUUUGGAGCCACUGGAUUCAACAGCGGAACCAACACACUGGGCUUUGGAGCUCCGCAGCAGCCCGUCGCGCUGACGGACCCGAACGCGGCGGCGGCCCAGCAGGCCAUGCUGCAGCAGCAGCUCAACGCGCUCGCCUACUCGCCGUUCGGAGACUCGCCUCUCUUCAGGAACCCGCUGUCCGACCCCAAGAAGAAGGAGGAGCGUUUGAAACCGACCAAUCCGGCAGCCCAGAAGGCUCUGACCACACCCACUCACUACAAGCUGACGCCGCGGCCGGCGACCCGCGUGCGGCCCAAAGCGCUGACGUCGUCCAGCUCGUCCAAGUCGCAGCUGUUCGACGGCCUGGACGACGACGAGCCCUCGCUCACCAACGGAGCCUUCGUCCCCAGGAAGAGCAUCAAGAAGCUGGUGCUGAAGAACCUGAACAGCAGUCAGUACAGCAGUCCAAUCAGCAAAGAGACCGACGACCUGGCAUCCCCGUCAGAGUACCCACACAACGGGCACAGCCACGUGGAGGAGGAGGAGGAGGUGCAGGAGACCCCGGGGCCCGGGGGGCGGCCGGACGACGACCUGGAAGUCACCCAGUUCUACGUCAACCCCAUCGCCAAGCCCAUCCCGCAGAGUCGCGGGCCCGCCGGCCUGCAGGACACCCUCAUCGACUUCAACAUACACAAACCGGCCCGGAACGGCCUGGAGAUGAGCAGUGAGGAGGUGUCAGCGUCUCUGGGCGAGGAGUCUCUGCAGGAGGACAGAGAGGAGGAGCAGCAGGAGGUGCAGCAGUCUCCUCACCCUGCAGGCAUCGUCCUGAGCCGGGUGGGGUACUACACCAUCCCCUCCAUGGAGGAGCUGGCAGAGAUGGUGGACGAGAGCGGAGAGUGUGUGGUGGAAAACUUCACCGUGGGCAGGAAAGGCUACGGCUCCGUGUUCUUCCCUGGUGAGGUGAAGGUGACGGGACUGAACCUCGACGAGAUCGUCCACUUCAGACGCAAGGAGGUCAUCAUCUACCCCGACGACAAGAACAAGCCCGCCGAGGGGGAGGGGCUUAACAGGCGGGCGGAGGUGACUCUGGACGGCGUUUGGCCCAACGACAAGACGACCUGCACGCAGAUCAAGAGCCCCGAGCGUCUGACCGAGAUGAACUACGAGGGCCGGCUGGAGAGCGCCUCGCGGAGACAGGGCGCUCGCUUCCUGGAGUACCGGCCCGAGACCGGGUCCUGGGUGUUCGAGGUUGCCCAUUUCUCCAAGUACGGCCUGCAGGACUCGGACGAGGACGAGGAGGUCCCGCCCAAAGCCGACCCCAAGAAGCUGAAGAUGAUGACAUCACUUCCUGCCUCCAGACUGCAGCAGCAGCAGCAGCUCUCCCCCUCCCAGCAGCAGGUGGCGCCACAGGCUCAGUCCGCUGCGGAGGCAGAGUUGCCGGGCAGCGUGGCGGAGCUGGACAGCGACAUGGCAGACAUCACUCAGAGCUUCCCGGCAGAGAGCAUGCUGGGAGCAGAAGAGGAUGGUGAGCUUGGCGGCGAGUUUGACUCGGCGGCGGCGGCGCUGGCGGCGGCGGCUCAGCUCUCAGGUUUGAUCCCCGCCGAGCAGGAGCUGGUGUCGGCGUCCAGCCAGUUGGCCUCGUCGCUGGGGAUCAACCCGCACGCCCUGCAGAUCAUGAAGGCGUCGCUGUUCGCCGACGAUGAGGAGGACGGUGAUGCGUUCCAGGCGCCAGGGGGGAUGAAGGUUACAGACGCGUCGUCGCCUCGCAUCGUCCAGAGCCGACCGUCCAUGGGCAGUCUCCUUCAGGCUCGUUUCACCUCCAGCCUCGUCUCUCAGCUCCCCGAUGCCUCCAAACCUCUCUCGCUGUCCAGGGCGUCUCCGGCGGCGGUCGAACCCCUCCGCUCGUCCCCCUGGACCGUCCCGGGCCCCUCCCCCUUCCUCCUGACCCCCCGGGCCCCGGAGCCCACCAUCAGGACGGUGGGCGCCCGGCCCCUCGGCGGCCCCGUCCCCCUGAAGGACUCCGUCACCCUGGGGAAGGGCGGGCUGCUGAUGGACGCUGGGCUGUUUGGCGGCCAGGCGUUCCGGGUGGGCUGGGGCCCCGGCUGGACGCUCGCUCACUGCGGCCAGCGGCUCAGCGCCGCCACGCUCAAACACGGCGAGCAGGACGAGGCGGGCGCCGGGAAACACCUCGGCUUCCUGCCCCGACCAGCCAGGAGCAAACCGCUGACUGAAAGCCCCUACAAGGUGGUGCUGGAGCAGCUGGUGGGCCUGCAGCCUCCAGGGGGGAAGAGCCUCGCCGAGGAGGAAGAGGAGGAGGAGGAGGAGGAGGAGGAGCGCCAGGCGGUGCUGCGGCGCCCCCUGGAGAUCUGCCUGAAGCACAGCAGCGUGGAGGCGCCCGCCGGCUCGGCCUGCCCGCUGGUCCGCCCUCAGGCCGGCGUGGCCGCGCUGCACGAGUACGCCGAGUGGAUCACCGAGCUGAACGAGAGGAACGGGGACGCAGACGCGGUCCUGGGUCACUGGGCCGAGGUCUGGACUCUGUGUGAGGCCCUGUGGGGUCGGCUCAGCCCCUCCGACCAGGAGCCGGAGGCGGAGCCUGCCGGCGAGUACCAGCGGCAGCUGGAGAGGAGGCGGAGCUUCUCGGCCUGGCUGUCGCGUGGCGCCGCCCGCAGGGUGGAGGAGGAGGUGGCGCUGGCGGGGAAAGGCGGCCAUGUUGAAGCCAUCUUCAGCUGCCUGACAGGAAACCGCAUCAGUGAGGCGUGUCGGCUCGCCCAGAAGGAAGGAGACCACCGCCUGGCCCUGCUGCUGUCCCAGGCCGCCGGAUCCCAGUUCAGCCGCGACCUGCUGGCCCUGCAGCUCGCCGACUGGAACCGCAUGCAGACAGACAGCUACCUGUCUGAGGAGCGCCUGCGCAUCUUCACCCUGCUGGCUGGAAAACCUGUGUGGCAGUCGUCGGACUGCAUGGUGAACGUGUGCUCUCAGCUGGACUGGAAGCGCUGUGCGGCCGUCCACCUGUGGUACAUGCUGCCGCCCACCGCCUCCGUCGCCGACGCCCUCGCCAAGUACGAGGCCGCCUUCCAGGGCUCAGGUGAGGGGGGGAGGUACGCCUGCGCCCCCCUGCCUCACUACCUGGAGCAGGUGGAGCCGCUGGACGAGGAGGAGGAGCAGGAGCCCAGACGGCCGCUCUACGACAUCUGCUUCCACCUGCUCAAACUCUACAGUGACAGACACUACGGCCUGCAGCAGCUGCUGGACCCUCUGACCGUCACCUGGGAGCGCUUGGAUUACCGUCUGAGCUGGCACCUGUGGGCGGUGCUGCAGGCGCUGCACUACAGCCACCUGAGUGCGGGGGGGCAGGGCCUGCUGCACGCCAGCUACGCCGCCCAGCUGGAGAGCGCCGGCCUGUGGCACCUGGCCGUCUUCGUGCUGCUGCACAUCCCCGACCACACGCUGCGGGAGCGAGCGGUGCGGGAGCUGCUGCGGCUGCACCUCCCCCUGCAGGAGACGGAGGAGUCGGCGCGGAGGGAGCGCUUCCUCACCGGCCGCCUGCUGAUCCCGGAGCAGUGGAUCCACGAGGCCAAGGCCAUCCGAGCCCGCCGCGACACAGACAAACACCAGGAGGCGCUGCACCUGUACCGGGCCGGCUUCUGGAACCAGUGCCACCGGCUGCUGAUCCGGCACCUGGCCUCAGAUUGCAUCAUCAACGACAACCACGACUACCUGCUGGAGUUCCUGGAGGGGCUGGCGGUCCCUGAACGCAGCACCACCAUCCAGGACUGGGACACGGCCGGCCGAGUCUACCUGGACUACAUCCGAGUCAUCCAGAGCCUGCAGGACAUCCAGCAGAUGGAGAACUCGGGUUACGAGCUGGAGCGCCUCCACGCCAGCGUCACGUCGCUCUGCGGCCGCAUCGAGCUGCUGCCCUGCGCCGCCGCCAAGGACCGGCUCGCCCAAUCAGAGAUGGCGAAGCGCGUGGCGAACAUCCUGCGCGCCGUGCUGAGCCUCCAGCAGGGGGCGGACGGCGGCUCGGACGCCCUCCACAUCCCACUGGCCCAGCUGGCCCUGCACAUCACCCGCCUGCCCAUGCCCGAGGACUACACCCUGGAGGAGCUGCGCGGCCUCACCCAGUCCUACCUCCAGCAGCUCAUCGUCAGCCAAUGAGAGGGCAGGAAGGGAGGGGGAGGGGGCGGGGGGGGGGGGGCGUCGCUCGAGGCGCCGCUGUGCUUGUGGGCGGAGCUGACUGACAGUAAGCGCUGCCGUGGUUUAAUAUGGAGAAUCCAAAAGCUGACAAGAACAUUUAAAACAUGAGUAUGUUUCCUCCAAAACAGCCUGAGGGCCACGCCCUGCCCCGCCCACACAGCCGCUCUGAGGGCCACGCCCCGCCCACACAGCCGCUCUGAGGGCCACGCCCCGCCCACACAGCCGCUCUGAGGGCCACGCCCUGCCCCGCCCACACAGCUGCUCUGAGGGCCACGCCCCGCCCACACAGCCGCUCUGAGGGCCACGCCCCGCCCACACAGCCGCUCUGAGGGCCACGCCCUGCCCCGCCCACACAGCCGCUCUGAGGGCGGGGCAGCCUCCACUCUCCUGCCUCUCUGCUCUUCAGAUUGUCAACUUCUCCAGAGAUAAAAUAGCACAAGGCUUUGGAUUUACCAUUCCUGUGUGUGUGUGUGUGUGUGUAUGUGUGUGUAUGUGUGUGUGUGUGUGUGUGUGUGUGUGUGUGUUCUGAGGAGCGUUUCAAGAGGCUGCGCUUGCUAAAUAUGAGAAAUGUCGUGGUGUGACGUCAGAGGAUCAGCCUGCUGGUUUGAAUCUGUCACCAAAUGAUUUCACUCAGAAGACGCUUUCAGUUUUGUGGCUGUUUGAGGGUUUUUAUGUGAAACUGUUUUUUUGCUGAUUUGGGUUUUUCUCUUUUUUUUUUUUUUUUUUGUAUAGCUGUUUUUGUAUUGAUGCCUCUGUGUAUAUGUGUGUGUGUGUGUGUGUGUGUGUGUGUGUGUGUGUGUGUGUGUGUGUGUGUGUGUAAAUGCAAGCCUGAGUGACUGGUUUGACCUUUGACCCUGACGACGGGGCCGUGCUCAUUCAGUUUGGAGUGUUUUGAAGUUGUAAUCACAAAGAGAAAAAAAAUAAAGUCCAGCAGCUUUUUUUUCCCGCUCCGGGCUGCAGAAACUCCAAAAUAUCAGUUGUUUUUUUUUUGUGUCAAUAUGUGAAUAAAGAUAAUCUAACUUGAUUUUAAGAAAGAGAGUCCUGUUCAAACAGGCUCGACGUGUACAACUUGAUUUUUUUUUUUUUUUUUCUUCUUGGAAGGGCGAGGGGUUCGGAUCCACGAGACGACUCCGAGGAAAACAACAUGCAAAGUGUAAAAUGCAGAAAGGUCUAUUUUUGUAGGGUUUUCCUGUUGGGUUUGAAUGUGAAGCCGGUGUGCGAGGCCCAAACGUCAGAAACACAGCAGACAGUUUUUUGUUAACAAUUAAAAAUAUUUGGACUUUCUUGAGCAUAAAAACAGUUUGCCUGCAUCGCCUGUCCUGAUUUAACAAAAAAAAAAAAAAAAAACAUUGAAAUAUUAUCUUAUAAAUCUGUUGUU
Molecule: messenger RNA, 7156 nt
Organism: Myripristis murdjan (pinecone soldierfish)
Lineage: Eukaryota; Metazoa; Chordata; Actinopteri; Holocentriformes; Holocentridae
Gene: nup98
Product: nucleoporin 98 and 96 precursor
Exons: 35
Coding region: 199-5739 (1846 amino acids)
Biological process (GO): telomere tethering at nuclear periphery; protein import into nucleus; RNA export from nucleus
Cellular component (GO): nuclear pore; nuclear pore cytoplasmic filaments
Molecular function (GO): structural constituent of nuclear pore; RNA binding
Source: RefSeq, a predicted model, not a curated record